Molecule: messenger RNA, 10880 nt
Organism: Astyanax mexicanus (Mexican tetra)
Lineage: Eukaryota; Metazoa; Chordata; Actinopteri; Characiformes; Acestrorhamphidae
Gene: dchs2
Product: dachsous cadherin-related 2
Exons: 22
Coding region: 211-9993 (3260 amino acids)
Biological process (GO): adherens junction organization; cell-cell junction assembly; calcium-dependent cell-cell adhesion
Cellular component (GO): adherens junction; catenin complex; plasma membrane
Molecular function (GO): calcium ion binding; cadherin binding
Source: RefSeq, a predicted model, not a curated record
CUCAGUCUGCGCGGGGCUCGCGCUGGAGCUGGAGCUGAGGAUCAGAGAGACGGAGAAACAGACAGACAGAAAGAGUGACAAACAGACAGACAACGGCGGCGGCGUUGUGCAGUGAGGAGAGACCUGAGAGCGCAGAGGUGGACAGGUGUGGAUCAUGAGUGACAGCACGCGCGUGCGUUGUGUAGAGUUUUGGAACCUGGCCAGGUGAAGAUGCCUCACCUGUGCACUCUGCUGCAGUGUGCCUUACCUGUGCUCGUGCUCACCUGGAAUGGCCUGAGCGCUCAGGUGCAUCACCUGCGGCUGCAGGUGCAGGAGGGUCUCCCAGCCUCCACGGUGGUGGGGGACCUGAGGGCCGCCCUGCCCUCGGGGUCAGGGGUCAGCGGCUUCUUCAUCUCCGAGAGCAGAGACUCGGAGGUGUUCCGGGACCUGGAGAUCGACUCGGACUCUGGGAUCAUCUCCACGGCUGCCUCGCUGGACCGGGAGCGCAGGGACAGGUAUGAGUUUGCCGCCGCCACGCUGACCGGAGAGGUCAUCAGGGUCACAGUGGUGGUGAAGGACGUAAAUGACCACUGGCCUACUUUCCCCGCGGAGGCCGUAGAGCUGAACGUGUCCGAGUCGAGUCUUCCCGGCUCGCGGUUCGAGCUGCCCGGAGCUCUGGAUCUGGACGAGGGUCAGUUUGGGACUCAAGGUUACAGACUGCUGACAGGUAGAGCAGAGGAGCUGUUUAAGGUGGAGCUCCGCACUGGUGGAGGAAGCACCAUCCUCAACUUUGACCUGGUUCUCAUGGAGAAGCUGGACCGAGAAGGUCAAGAUCUCUACAGCCUGACCGUUGAGGCCUUUGAUGGAGGUGUUCCACCAAAAACAGGUCAUCUGCAGGUGCACGUCAAUGUUCUGGAUGAAAACGACAACCCUCCUGUUUUCAACCAGAGCGAGUACCAGGCGGUGUUGUGGGAAAACGCACCACUGUUGACCCCUGUGUGCCAGGUGUUCGCUGUGGACCCCGAUCUAGGGAACAACGGCCUGGUCACCUAUGAGAUCAACCGGCGUCAGAGCGACCCAAACGAGUUCUUCAUUGUCGACAAGAACACGGGAGUCAUCCUCCUCAACAAGCCUUUAGACUAUGAAACCCAGACCUUCUUCGAGCUUGUCGUGACGGCGAAGGACCACGGGGUCCAACCUGAGUCCAGCAACACUUUCGUGGGCAUCAAGGUUCUGGAUGUUAAUGACAACAGCCCCAAUAUUAACCUGCUGUUUCUGAGUGAAAGCGGAGAUCCAGAGGUAUCGGAAGGUGCUGCUUACGGGGAAUACGUGGCCAGAAUCGCCAUUUCUGAUCCAGACCUGGGAGAGAUUAAAAAGGUCAGUGUGUUUCUGGAAGGUGGAGAUCAGAAGUUCACCCUGAAGGCGACGGAUGAGUUCCUGUACGCGCUGUGUGUGGACGGCCCACUGGACCGGGAGCAGAAGGACCUGUACGAGCUCACCGUGGUCGCCUCGGAUUUUGGAUCCCCCCCUUUGAGGAGUGAAAGGACGUUUCUGCUGCAGGUGACGGACGUGAACGAUAACCCCCCCAGCUUUGAGCAGAAAGUGUAUGAAGUCAGCGUUCCCGAGGACCUGCCGGCUGGAGGCUCCGUCCUGCAGGUGAAGGCCCUCGACAGGGACCAGGACUCCGGCAUCUUCUACUCCAUCCUGCGCUCCACUCAGGACCACCUGCUGAACAUCCACCCUCAGAGCGGCAUCAUCAGCACGGCUGCAGGCCUGGACCGGGAGAGGGAGGCUGACCUGGCCUUCCUGGUGGUUGCUGUGGAUGGAGGGUUUCCUCCGUUAACCUCCACAGCCACGGUGAACAUCCACGUGGAGGACAUCAACGACAACAAGCCUGUGUUCACCCAGCAGCUCUACAACACCACCAUCCAGGAGCACCUGCCCAACGCAACCUGCUUUCUACAGGUCAGUGCUGAGGAUGCUGAUGGAGGAGAGUAUGGAAUGGUGCACUAUUCGUUUUCUGAUGGCUACAACGGUGAAGACUCACAUCCUCUCUUCCACAUUAACCCGGUAACUGGGGACAUCUGUGUAUCUCAGGAUAUUGACCGAGAUGAGGGCCUGCUCACCUUCGACCUUCUGGUGAAAGCAGAAGAUCAGGGAGGUCUGUGGUCUCAGGCGUAUCUUCAUAUCGAUGUGGAGGAUGUAAAUGAUAACGCUCCGGUGUUUAAUCCAGAGAAAUACGUCACUAGUGUGAGCAGUUACACUCAACCCGGAGCCGAGAUACUCAGCGUCAUCGCCACCGACCGAGACUCUGGACACUACGGACAAAUCACAUACGAGCUUUUACCUGGAGACUCCUCCUCCCUGUUCUCAGUCCACCAAUCCACAGGUACAGUCUCGUUGUCCUCUCCUCUCUCUGCUCUGGGUAUCGGCAGCUUCAGGCUCGGCGUUUCUGCGCAGGACAGCUCAGGUGUUGCUGCUGUUCGACCUGCUGACAUCAUCAUUAACGUCCUGCACACAGACUACGCCCCCGCGCUCUUCCACCAAUCACAUUACACCUUCUCUAUCCCAGAGGACACGCCCCCGGGCACAGCUGUUGGGGCAGUGCAGGCCAUCAAACCACUCAAUUCAGUGGAGGCUCUUUCGUACCGUAUCUCUUCUGGAGACCCCCUGUGUUUGUUCUCAGUGGACCCCCGGUCGGGAGUUAUCUCCACCAGCCUGACUCUGGACCACGAGUCCACGGCCUACACCCUGCUGACCCUGCAGGCCCUCACCGGCUCCCUGCCCGUCUACAGCACCACCCAGGUCAACAUCACCAUCACCGACACCAACGACAACCCGCCUGUGUUCCCCAAGACCUCCGACUACAUCACCAUAUCCCAUAAUACUCCACCCGGCACCAUCCUCUUCCUGGCUCACGCUCACGAUGCGGACAGCGGCGAGAACGGGCGUAUCCAUUAUUCUUUACGCCCUCAGAGCGAAGUCUUCUCAAUCCACCCUCAGCUGGGAAUGCUAACUCUCAACGGCUACAUCUCCAGAGAUGCUAAUCGCAGGUACAGGCUGAGCGUGGUGGCUGAAGACGAGGGAAGUCCAUCGCUUAGCUCUUCACUCAAUCUGGUGGUGGAGCUGGAUUCCUCCAACCCUGCAGAGGAAACCUUAGCGUUUGAGACGUUAAUCUACCAGGUGGAGAUCGGAGAAGGAGCUCAGAGAGACACUCGAGUGAUUCAGGUCCGAGCUCACGCCAGCAAGACCCGGCGAGGGUCGGAUUUAACCCCGGUUCUCAAAUAUUCACUGGAGCCCCUUUCCAAACCCCCGCCGUUCCUGCUCCACCCUGACACCGGCUGGCUGUUUGUGGCUCAGAGUCUGGAUUACGAGUCAGAACCUUCCUACAGGUUCACCGUCCGCGCAGAGGCUCAGAGCGCCGCUGCUAAUCUCACCGCUACGGCCACGGUGGUGGUGACGGUUCAGGACGAGAACGAUAACGCUCCUGUCUUCAGCAGGGACAGGUUUUUCUUCAGAGUUCCAGAAGGACCUUCUCCUCACGGGCUGAUUGGUGCGGUGAAAGCUACGGACAGAGACUCCAGAAAAAACGGACAGCUGUCCUACAUCCUUCUGUCUGACGGGAAACACUUCAGAAUCAACUCCAAAACAGGAGAGAUCAUUAACUGGGUGGCUCUGGAUCGUGAGGAACAUUCUCACCACACUCUGAGAGUUCUGGUGACUGAUAACGGUCAUCCUCGUCUCAAUGCCUCUACGACCGUACACAUCCUGGUCUCUGACAUCAACGAUAACCCACCUGAGUUCACUCACCUGCCCGCCAACAAGCAGCUCAACGUUCAGGUGUGGUCUGGACUUCCAGAAGGAUCAGUUGUAACCAGUAUGUUUGCGAAGGACCGAGAUGCAGGAGAGAACGCCACCGUCACGUUCUCUCUCAUUUCAGGAAAUGGUCAUUUUGAUAUAGACGGUGAGAGUGGAGAUAUCAGGGUCACUGCUGGAUUCCUGUUUAACCCCUACACUAACUACACUCUCACUGUGGUGGCCAGGGACAGCGGCCCCGUUCCUCUGGAGCAGACUGCACUCGUCCACAUCCAGGUGCAUGCUUCACCAAAGCAGAACGAUGUUCUGGGUCUCAGGCAGUUUACAGUGAAGGAGAACACCCAGCUGGGAACCGUAAUUGGUUCUUUCCAGGUUUCUGGAUCCUCCAGCACUCAGGUGCGGUACUCCGUUGCCGAGGGCGACGGGAGUUUGCACUUCGGUAUUGACUCGUGCAGCGGUGCUCUGUACGUAGCGCAGCCUCUGGAUUAUGAAGCUACGCAGCGCUACUUCCUAAUCGUGCGAGCCGAGGCCCUGCCGGCGGUGAACGCCACUGUGCCCGUGUCUGUUAGCGUCGAGGACGUCAAUGAUCACUCCCCUUGGUUCCCAGGCAAGGACAGCAUCGUGGUGAUUGGUGUCGAGGAGGAUGUUGCCGUGGGAACGGUGGUGUACACCUUUAACGCACGGGAUGGGGACGGUAGUGUUCGUAACAGUGCGAUUCAUUAUUCCAUGACCUUCGACCCGGACUCUUCUGUAGAGGAGGAGCCACCCUUCCGCAUUGACCCCGACUCUGGAUCUGUCUCAACCACAGCGGAGCUGAAUCGAGAGCGUCUGCAGAGUUUCUCCUUCACCGUCACCGCCGGAGACCGGGCGGAGAACACCGACGCCCAGCGGUUCACCUCCAUAACCGCCCAGGUGUUCCUGCUGGAUGUAAACGACAACACACCUGUCUUUGUUUCCACGGAAACACUUCAGGUAGCAGAGAACGUCCAGGUGGGAAGCCUCAUCUUUCACCUGCUGGCUACGGACGAAGAUGAGGGAGAAAACGGUCAUGUGACUUACAGCCUGAUUGGUGGAAACAAAGGUGGACACUUCCGCUUGGAGAGAACAGGUUACCUGUACCUGAAUUCUUCUCUGAACUACGAAUCCCAGCAUGCCUUUAGUCUCACAGUGCAGGCCUCAGACUGUGGGCUUCCGUCUCUCUCCAGCACUCAGACUCUCAGCGUGGAGGUGCUGGACGUGAACGACGAGGUGCCGGUGUUCCAGCGCCGCGUUUACCUCGCCAACGUCUCCGAGAACCGAGAGCCGGGAGAACCUGUGGUCAGAGUGACCGCUGUCGACCUGGACUCAGAAGAGAAUGGGAUGGUGAGUUACAGCCUGUUACCCGGUUCUGGGUACGAGUUCUUCACCAUCGACUCUCACACUGGCCUGAUCAGCACCUCCACCCAGCUGGACCGAGAGAUUCAUCAGAGCUUCACGCUCAGAGUUCAGGCAGAAGACAGCGGGGCCACGCCUCUCUCCAGCACUGCCACCGUUCUCUGCUCUGUACUGGAUGAAAAUGAUAACGCUCCUGAAUUCUCCCAGCCCUCCUUUUACAUCACAAUACCGGAGAACCUCCACCCAGGAGCCAUUCACACCACCCAGGCCUCCGACCCCGACCGCGGAGUCAACCGAACCCUGCGGUACUUUAUACAGAAUCCAGACGGCCGUUUCUCCGUUGAUCCGGUGAGCGGAGUCGUCAGCACUCUGAAAGCUCUGGACAGAGAAGAACGCUGUAACUACACUCUGAUCCUCACCGCCAGCGAUCAGGGUCCAUCUCCUCUAACCUCCACCACCCUGCUCUCCAUCUCUCUCUCCGACCAAAACGACAACAGCCCCGCCUUCAGCCGUAAGAGCUACCGGGCCUCGGUCAGCGAGGGGCUGCCCGUCGGCUCCCAGAUCCUCCAGCUCAUCGCCAGCGACCCCGACGAGGGUCCGAACGGAGACGUCACCUUCUCGCUGGCCGAGGACACGUUUGGAACGUUCUCCGUGGAUCCUGAGACGGGUGUGGUUCUCCUGACCAAACCUCUGGACAGAGAGACGCGCUCUCAGCACACGUUCCGCGCCAUUGCUACAGACAACUGCAGCCAGGGGCCACGGAGCUCCGUCACCAUCGUCACUGUACAGGUGGAGGACCUCAACGACAACCCACCUGCCUGCUUCAAAGAACCCACCCAGAUUAUAAUCAACACCAGAGGUAAUGCAUAUCCAGGCCAGCCAAUCACCACAGUGACAGCAUAUGAUCCAGACUACCGGGAAAACGGAACAGUGGUGUUCGGUCUGGAGGAGGAAGAUGAGCUGUUUCAGGUGGACAGGUUAUCUGGAGAGGUUCGGCUGAAGACCACGCUGUCCGGGGGAGCAUCAGGAACCAGGAUGCUGUCGGUGUUGGCUUCAGAUCAGGGAACACCUGCCCUCACCUCCACCUGUCUGCUGCUGGUCCAGCUGAAUGGAGAACAGCCCCUCCUGCAGUUCACUGAGACGGUCUAUGAAAUGAGUUUACCUGAGAACAGCAAGACAGGCUCCUGGGUGGGGAACGUUGUGGCUCAUGAUCAGACUGCACAGAGAAGCUCAGUCAGAUACAGCAUCUUCAGUGGCAACGAGAACGGAGCGUUCAGCAUCAACCCCAGCACAGGUGAUAUAACUGUGAGAGACCCGGCUCUGCUGGAUUUUGAGGUGGAGCGCAGGAUUCACCUGGUGCUUCUGGUGGAGAACGGCCGUCAGUCGGCCUACGCCAGAGCGAGCGUCUCCCUGCAGGACCUGAACGAUAACGCUCCUGUAUUUAAACAGAGCCUCUACAGAACUGCAGUGUGGGAGGGGCAGAUCCACAACACCUACAUCAUGCAGGUGAUGGCGAUGGAUUAUGACAGUGGGCUGAACGGGCAGAUAGAAUACUCCAUUGUUGAGGGGAAUCACAACAACGCCUUCAUUAUCGACUCGGUUCGCGGGAUUUUGGCCACUAAUGCCGUCCUCGACCGAGAGAUCACCUCCUCUUACCGGUUGGUUCUUGAGGCAAAGGACUCGGGAAGCCCCCCCCUCACUGGGUCCUGCACUGUUCGGGUUCAGGUUGUGGACGUUAACGACAACAGCCCAGCAAUACCAGCAGUGGAGCCCCUAGUGGUGGCAGAAAAUCUUCCAGCUGGUCACAUGGUCACUCAAAUCAUGGCCAACGAUGUGGACCUCAACUCAGCCAUCAUCUACAGCCUAGCAGGACAUGGAGAAGAAGACGGGAGCUUCGCCAUCGACCGUUACUCCGGGGUCAUCACCACAACCAGGACUCUGGAUUACGAGGAGCAGGUUCUCCACACCCUGAGGAUCAGAGCUUCAGACUCCAUCCAUCAGACAGAGGCGGAGCUCACCGUCCAAGUUCUGGAUGUGAACGAUAACGCCCCCAUCUUCUCUCUGGAGUUCUACCAGGUGUCGUUAUCUGAGCUGACGUCUGCAGAUUCAUUUGUUGUAGCCGUUUCAGCUACAGACAGAGACUCUGGACUGAACGGGAAGAUCUCCUACAGGCUGCUUUCUUCACUAAUGAAAGGCUUCUACGUUGAUGCUGAAAAUGGUUCUAUAUAUACCAGCAAACCUCUGAAGUACGUCACCAGUGAUCACCACGUGAUCAGACUUCUGGUGGAAGCUCGGGAUAGUGGAGACCCCUCGCUCUCUAGUAUUACGUCUGUGGACGUACUGGUGGAGGACUGCAAUGAUCAUGCGCCGUUCUUCCAGAACAACUCGUACCAGGUGAGCGUUGGUGAAGACACACCUGCUGGGAGCUUACUCCUUACCCUGCAGGCUGAGGACCAGGAUUACUCAGACCAAAACACCCAUCUGGAUUACACCAUCACCGCGGGAAACGAGCAGAGGCGAUUCUGCGUUGAGGUCGUCAGUGUGCCAUCAGAGACCCUGCAAAGGACUGUGGGUUAUUUGAUUCUCUGUGCUGGUUUGGACCGAGAGAUCACAGAGGUGUACUCGUUAACCGUUACGGUGACGGACAGAGGAGUUCCUCCGCUCAACAGCUCAGCUACAGUAUCGGUCUUUGUACUCGAUGUCAACGACCACGAGCCUGUUUUCAACAGCUCAGAAUACCAUGCACAAGCCAGUGAGAACAGUCUGGUUGGCACCAUCCUGGUCCUGGUCUCUGCUCAAGAUCUUGAUCUUGGGGCGAACGGCACUGUACAAUACAAUAUAAUCUCUGGGAACAGCAAGGGUCUGUUCAGGCUGGACCCUCAAACAGGUUCUCUGGAGGUCAGUGACACUCUGGAUUAUGAAGAAGAUACGAAACAUAUUUUAACAGUCCAAGCUUCAGAUGGAGGCGUUCCAGGCGACAGGAAGGUAUCCUUUGCAGUCAUCUUCAUCACAGUGCUCGAUGAGAAUGAUAAUUCUCCUUUCUUCAUGUUCUCAACCAUCAACUGCUCGGUUGCAGAAAACCUACCUGCGUUUACCCCAGUGUGCAUGGUCCACGCUGUCGAUCAGGACGCAGGAACGUUUGGCCUGUUGACUUAUUCAAUCCUAACCUCUUGUUUCAUGGACUACGGCAGUGGAAACCCGGACAGAAAGGAAGCUUUUGCAAUUGACCCUCUCACUGGAGACAUUCAUACAAGGCAAACCUUUGACUAUGAACGAGACAGUGAAUACUGUUUUCUCGUAGAAGCUCGGGAUAAAGGAGAUCAGACGGCUACGGUGAAGGUUCAGGUCGAUAUUGAAGGCAUGGAUGAGUUCAGUCCUGUCUUCACUCAAAAGGUCUACCAGUUUGCUUUGCCAGACAAUGCCAGAAUUGGUGAAAGUGUUGGACAUGUGAUGGCCAUGGAUCAUGAUGGGGGUCUGGACGGGAUUGUACAGUAUUCUUUAGUCAAUCUGUCUCCCUUUUUCAACAUCAACAAAACUACUGGCAGCGUUUAUAUCUCAAACCCUGUCUACCGAAGAAAAGGCUCUGCUUUAAAUGAAGAAGUUGAAGACUUGUCGAUUCUGGCCAGCAGUCCAAAGCUUGAUUCCAGAUCAACAGCCUGUCGUGUCAUUGUCAACAUUUCCAACUCUGCUGAGGCACUAACUGGUACGUCUCUCAGUGUGCAGACGGUCAGCCUUAGUGUCUCCUUAACGGUAUUCCUUCUGCUUUUGAUAAGUUUUGUUGCUCUAGUGUUGAGGUACAAGACCAAGGAGAACGCUCUGAAGAAAGCAGCUUCAUUAGCUGCAAAUCUAAACCACGGCACAGGAAACUUUGGGCGAUUGGGCAGCUAUCCUCAAAACGGCAUAAGCGCUAUAAAUCUUCAAGAUCUGCACGCCCCUUUGGACAUGCGAGCGAAGAGGGACAUUUCUAACCCCUUGAGAAGCUCCGGCUCAAGCGGUCGAGGCUCAGCAGAAGGUGAGACUGCCGAGGACCAGGAGAUUAAGAUGAUUAACGAGUACCAGCGCAUGAAGCAACCUGCCGCAGUGAUGCUUGAGCCAGACACUGGAAUCCCUAUCGAUUCAGAUCAGCUUUCCUGCCACUCUGUUGAUGCACAUGUAGUCGCUGGGGCUAAUCUGGGUGCAGGCCAUAUGGUGGAAAUGGCCAGUGCUGAGAGCCUUCAUACCUUCAAGGAAGAAGGCGGGGGUGAAGGGAUGCUACCUCGCGUGGUCAACAUGAGGGAGAUGGAGGAGAUUAUGAGAUGCUGCAUGCCUUUGCCAGACCACCAGGAUUCCAUCGAAGGCUCCCUCACCAAUCUGAUCUGCCCAGAGGAGCAGUUGCGUGGAAGCUACAGCUGGGACCACCUCCUCAAUUGGGAACCUCGAUUUCAACCGUUGGCAUCUGUCUUUACUGACAUUGGCAUGCUUCCUGACGAGGAAGCCGGCGAUAAACCAGCAGGGCCUGCAGAGUUCCACAGCCUCCUGCGCCCGCCUCCGCUCAUCACAGGGGUGGCACAGCCAGGCAUUCGCGCCGUACCUCCUCGGAUGCCUCAGAGAAUAGUAUCCCUGGGAAGAAAGCCCUCCUACCCCAAGUAUGCUUACUCACCUUUAGCAAGAAACACGGGACUAACGCCUUCAGUCAUGACCCCCAGCUUCUCCCCUUCCCUUUCCCUCCUGACUCUGAGGACUCCUAAUGCCUCGCCUGUGGUUUCAGAGACCGGCGUGGGCAGUUUCCCCAAGGUGGCGCCGCUGCCUGGAGAUAUCUCUGUGGAAGCAGAGAUAAGGGUGUAGCUGGUGCUCUGAUUGCUGUCUAACUCUGUAAUGAAUGUGUUAUGAAUCUAACCACUUCCAAACUCAGAACGUUUAUUCAGUUUAUACACUUUACUAUAAGGGUUACAAUUAAUAGAACUUAACGGUUGAAAUAAACAUUGCAAAAAAAUGGUAUGGCAAAAAAGUAUUUGUAGACGUUAUUAAACAUUACCAAAAUGGGUAACACUUUACAUUAAGUGUUGACUAACUAAUAUGAUGUAAUUACCAUGAAUAAGACAUGAGGUAAUACACUAACAUUGCUUGGAUAAUGUUAUUAGACAUGGAAAAGCAGCAUUAAUCAAUGUUACUUUUACAUUACAAGUGAAUCAUUUGUUUAGAUGAACAAUAAAUAAUUUACUUUAUUAUCAUAUACUUUACUAAUGUAGGGUAAACAAGUAACAACUGCAUUAGCCCAACUUCUUGUCAUUUGCUUGUGUACUGCAGUUAUGCAUACAGUAAUCGUUAAAUAUUUAUAUUAAGUAAAUAUUAGUCUGGAUGGUGCUUAUGCUUCAUUUCAUCAUGAUGUAUUUCCAAUAGAAGUAAAAGUGUAAAAUAUAUAUUAUCAUAUUAGUUAACUGACAUCAGUAAAUAAAACAAGUGACUGCAUAACCACUGCAUAAGUGUUAUCACAACCAAAUAUAUUUAUAACUAAUAUUUAAUGAAUACAUAUUUAACAAUGACUGCAUGCAUAGCUGCAGCAUAUAAGCAAAUAACAAGAAGAGCAGUUGUUACUUGUUUACCAAACAGUAAUUAACUUAAUUAUUAAUGAAGUGUAUGAUUUAUUGUUCAUCUUAACAAAUGCUUUAGUUCUAACGUUAGUUAAUGUGAAAGUAACAUUAAUUAAUGCUGUAGUUCUGUGUUUAAUUUAC